This is a messenger RNA of Branchiostoma floridae (Florida lancelet), 1537 nucleotides long. Its product is annotated as CD151 antigen-like. The transcript has 5 exons. The record is from RefSeq and is a predicted model, not a curated record. NCBI's taxonomy places the organism in Eukaryota, Metazoa, Chordata, Leptocardii, Amphioxiformes, Branchiostomatidae. Bases 1 to 432 code for a protein of 143 amino acids. Gene Ontology annotation, cellular component: membrane.
AUGGGGGACCUUAGUGGCGGGAUGAAGUGUGUCAAAUACACACUCUUCAUUUUCAAUCUUCUCUUCUGGGUGAAUGACCUGAUAGAGAACGGCCUGAAUUCAUUGGCAAACAAAAACUACACAGAGUACAGCUCUGCUGAACGGGCACUUAUCGACACUCUUCAAAAGGAGUUGGAAUGCUGUGGUAUGAACUCCACCAAUGACUGGGACCCUAAACCCAGCUCCUGCGACUGUGACAUCUCCUUGGCCAACUGUGUGACGCCUGGGUACUGGACCAGGGCAUGUACACCGCAGGUAAUUGAUUUCAUUGCCAGGAACAUCUACAUCAUCGGUGGCGUAGGGAUCGCCUUUGGAGUCGUAAUGAUCAUCGGUAUGGUCUUUGCCUGCUGUCUGUGCAAUGCUGUGAAGAAAAGCAGAAAUGAAAUAGCCUAGUGACAAUUUAAAUACUAGUAUCAGCUGAUCUUUGUCUGGUUGAGUUUGAGGCAUAUCACUGCAUCACGCCUAAUUUUUAUCCAAAAUGUGUGUUUAUAGAUUUAGUUUGCAUCAACUUCAUUGCACCAAACCAGAUGAGUGUAUUGUAAAAGCUUGUACAUAUGAUUAGAGAGCUGCUCUGGUUUGGGCAGAAGGGAAGCCAGAUAGAUGCUUGUUGUUGAGGUGGUUUUGCUGUGCAGAAGUAGUACAUGUAGUAUCCAGUAUUUGAUUAUACUGUUGCUGGGAUCCCUGACACUAGCGCAGCAGUAGACAGAAAUUAGCAUAAAGUCUACCAAAGUUGAGAAUAUCUAUACAUAGAAAAAGCUUGUGGUCAAAUACUCCAUUGCGUAAAUUCUAACAUGCAAAUCCAGUUUUGAAAAUAUCAUUUGUAUAAAGUUUACCACAUCAUGAUUGACAAAUGUGUUACUUUUACUUUUCUGUGAAACACAUUAUGUUACAUGAGAAACACUCUAACAAUCUUAUACCCAUGUGUUUACUUGGAAGUAAAAGAACAGUUUGAAUCAGUUACAACAAAAUGUCUUCAAUCAGUUCUUUUGAAACUGUACAACCACAACAUUGUGCACUGCACUGCAUUUAAAUGUAUUUUACUACUGGUCAUCAGUAAACAACGUUCUAUCACAUGAAGUCCAAUCACAUUCAUCUUCUAUUUCUAGACACUUUGAACUCUGCAAAAAGGCCAAUAAUCUUUGAGGAAUAAAGUUAUGGAAAUGACAUUCUCAAAUAUUAAAAAUAAAGCAGAAAAUAUAGUCAAUACCCUAGUUCAAUCCAACAUCUGAUUACAUUUCUCACCUCUUACAACAUCAAAUAAUGAACCAUCUUGCCUUACAACUUUUGAAAAAGGCAACAGAAGACACACAUUGCUCUCCUUCAUUAGUUAUUGUCCACAGUAUCUAAAAAUAAACAUUUAACAGAUUUGGGGGAGCAGAAUGUAGAAUUACAUAUAGAAAAUGUGAACCUCAGAAACAUUCAAUGUCAAAGAUAAUUCAACAUGGUGGCUACACAUCAAAACAGUAAGGUGCCAUAGCAUCAAGUAGAGAACUUAAAA